This is a messenger RNA of Euleptes europaea (tarantolino), 1071 nucleotides long. Its product is annotated as adenosine receptor A2b-like. The record is from RefSeq and is a predicted model, not a curated record. Lineage: Eukaryota; Metazoa; Chordata; Lepidosauria; Squamata; Sphaerodactylidae. Bases 1 to 1071 code for a protein of 356 amino acids. Gene Ontology annotation, molecular function: G protein-coupled receptor activity. The transcript is spliced from 2 exons. Gene Ontology annotation, biological process: G protein-coupled receptor signaling pathway. Gene Ontology annotation, cellular component: membrane.
AUGGACAUGUACUUAGGUUUUGUGGUUCUUGAGGGCCUCCUAGCCGUGGCCAUCAUCUCCACCAACCUGCUGGUGUGCGCCACCGUCUACCUGCACAAAGAACUGAGGCACGUCACUAACUGUCUGCUCUUGUGCCUGGCGCUGGCUGACCUGGGCGUGGGGGCCCUGGCCAUCCCUUUCUCCAUGGUGCUCAGCAUGGGGUACACCCUGUGCUUCUACACGUGCCUCUUCCUCACUUGUUUCCCGCUGGUCACCACCCAGUUCUCCAUCCUCCUCCUGCUGGUCAUUGCCGUUAAUGCGCACCUGAAAAUCCGGCUGCCUAACAGUUAUGCCACGCACAUGAAGAAGCGACGGGUGAUGGUCCUCGUGGCCUUCUGCUGGUUUCUGUCCCUCCUGAUAGGUCUCUCCCCAAUGAUGGGCUGGAACCGCUUCGAGCAGUACGUGGAAGCCAGAAACCGGACCGUGGCAUUCAGCUUCGCCUCCGAGAGGGCUGCCUUCGUCAUCCUCGCCCACGACCUUCCUUACACGGGCUUCCUCUCCAAGGUUUAUCCAGGCCCUCGCCAGGUCUUCAACGACAGCGGGGUCCAUCAUGGGCACAUCGGCCGCUGCUCCUUCACAUCUGUUUUCAGCCCUGAGUACCUGGUCUACUUUGUCUUUUUCACCUGCACCCUGCUGCCCCUGGCAGCCAUGCUGGGCAUCUACACUGACCUCUUCCGGGUCGUCCGUGGCCAUUUCCACCAGUCCCAAGCUCUGUGGGCAACGAAGAGGGGGGAAAUACAGACAGCCCGCACCCUCUUCCUCUUGGUAGGGGUCUUCUGCAUUUGCUGGUUGCCCUUGCAUGUCAUCUACUGCCUCCAGCUCCUGUGCCCCAGCUGCCCGACCUACCAGUCACUGGACCGCUUAGCUGUCUUGCUGUCCCACAUGAACUCCCUGGCCAACCCCCUCAUCUACGCCCUGAGGAAGAAGGACUUUGGACGGGCCCUCCACUCUGUGCUCCUCCAUCAUGUCCUGCGCUGGCCAAGGUUGCGGGCUCGCUGUUGCCCCAACUCCAAAGUCCACCCCCUGACCUGA